Penicillium atrosanguineum is the source of this 4287-nucleotide messenger RNA. RefSeq names its product putative TMEM1 family protein. Gene Ontology annotation, biological process: early endosome to Golgi transport; intra-Golgi vesicle-mediated transport. The record is from RefSeq and is a predicted model, not a curated record. The transcript is spliced from 4 exons. Lineage: Eukaryota; Fungi; Ascomycota; Eurotiomycetes; Eurotiales; Aspergillaceae. Gene Ontology annotation, cellular component: TRAPPII protein complex. The coding region runs from base 1 to 4287 and encodes 1428 amino acids.
AUGGACCCUUCCAAGGCUGCUUCAAGCAAUGUGACCGUUGAAUACACGGACCCAUAUGGACUAUUUCCUCAGAUACAACCAGUCCUUGAAUCGAAGCUUCCCCUGAAGAACCUCCAUUGGAAAUCGCCCACCCGCCCUGCUCGGUCGAUCGAGUCGCUCCGUGUUGGCUUCACACCUGCACCAAAUGAUCCCGCUGAACGGGAAUCCUCCAGUGAUGGUGCUGGCACAGUCCCGCAUCGGCGACACCAGAUCCCUGGUCUGCGACAAACACCGUACCUGAAGAUUUACCUCCUCCGAUGUGACGAUAACGAUACCUACAAGGCCACAGCGCGCAAGACACUGCGAGAAUGGAUCAAAGCUCAGGGUUCGUCUAGUACUUCGCAAACUACAGGAAGCAGCCAGGAGAAGCACGAUGCAUUUGAGUGGUUGAUUGUGCACGUGGUGCAAGACGGCGAUGGAGACAAGACACCGACAACUACCUCGAAAUGGGGCCGGGGCACAAGUACAGUCUUGGAGAAGGUCAAGGCGGAUUUCAAUGGGACUUCCAAAACUGCGGUGGAUCGCGUGGCACAGUUGCGGCUUCCAAGGGAGGGAGCGGCAAAGUCCCCUGAAUUGGCCGAUCAGCUGGAAGACCUGAUUGAUAAGAUCAAGAACGGGAUUUUGGCUUCUUUUGACCUACGUGUGGCUCAAUACGAGGAAGACAUCAAGGAGAAGGACUCGCAGCGCAGUCUACCAGGCUGGAACUUCUGUACUUUCUUCAUUCUCAAAGAAGGCCUCGCUCGUGGCUUCGAAAACGUGGGACUCUUCGACGAUGCGCUGGCUGGUUAUGACGAACUUUCUGCUGGCUUGGAUGCCGCUAUUCGAGAACAACUACAGGGAAGCGGUGAACAGCAUAGCACUACGCUUUUGGAGUCUAGCAAGAUCUGUGCAGAAGCUGCCAAAAAGGCGCUGGAGAAUGGGGCGCCAAGAGCAGAUGGUUCAGAGAACGAGAAUUCCCUAGAGAUUCGCCCCGAAGAUUUCCCACUUAGCUCCGGAAAGAUGCCUUACCGUGAAAUGAUCCUGUCAAGCGAUAUUUCAAUCUUUGAUUUCCGCACCUACGUCUUUUCCCGACAGCUCACCCUGCAGCUUCGAGCUGCAAGAGCUCCAUCGUUGACUGCUGGCGAUGCGACCAAAAAGGAGAAGAAGCCAGAAGACCUUAUGUUACUUUCAGAGAUUUGCAGCAGAUCUACGGAGUUCAUCAGUCUUGCCGCUCGAACACUCCGAUACGAUCUAGAAUCAGGGCUAACAGGAGUGGAAUCUGAUGCAAAGGCAGAUGUCAUUCACAAUAUGGUGUCUUCGUGGACAUAUUCAGCAGCUCUACAAGUCCUCAACCAGACAUUUACUCCCACUCUUUCACUCCCCGAGUCGUCUCUUCAUGCAGUAGUGCAAUCAAGUGAUGUCUCGAGUUCAAACGUGCCUGCAACAAUUCCAGAGGAGCUUACGGAAAGACCACGCCGGUCAAGCUCUUUGAUCUCUCCCCCAACAUCCCGGUCGCCUCGUCCUGUGACCCAGGAUAUGUCCGAUUCGAUCGGACUUAUGCAAAGGCGCUCAACUAUGGAACACCCAAAGCCUGCCCCCGGUGCAGUGCAAAGGACCGGAUCUGAGCAGUUGGCCUCGGGAAGAGGAGAGUUGCUUCUGUUGGCUCGGCGAUCUCUGGAAGAAGCCGCUCGGAGACGUGGCUGGUCCGAAAAAUGGAAUGAUCUUGGCCUACUAUUUGACGACAGCCAUCCUUCCGGAACGAGUGGUCUAGCGGAAGUUUCCUUGGAUGACAGUGAAGAAUCCAAGCCGCAGAAAGAUUCGGAACCAAAACCGUCCUCGCUUGUGGGCAUUGAAAUCCCCAAUCUGGUGGCUGCUCUCGGCUCGAAGGACACAUUUUUGUCCCUCUAUGAGGAUCUCACAGACCAAAUUAUCUGUCACAAUAUGGCUGCGAACCGCACUUACUCUGCUCAGACAGCCCUCGCAGAAAUUGCCAUUCUGCGAUACCGACAGGCCGAUUUUGAAUCCGCUGCGUCCUACUUCCACCAAAUGGCUCCAUUCUAUGGCAGCAAGUUCUGGGCAGUUUUGGAGGGAACAAUGCUCGAACUAUACUCACGCUGUUUGAAAAAACUGGAGCGCCAUGAGGACUAUGUUCGCAUGAUGCUCAAGCUGCUCUCCAAGUAUGCUUCUUACUCUCAGUCGCGCAUCCUCCACAGUAAAAAAGCCCUGACCGCUCCGACUUCUAUCCUAGAGCAGGAGAAACUCGCUGGCUAUGUAUCUGGCCUAUUUGAGGGAGCUGGAAGUCUGCAGAAAGAGAUUUCCGCAUCUCUGUCGGACUUUUUCGGGGACCUGCAUGUCGAUCCGGCGAUUCAGCUUUACGAUGAUAAGGAUGGCUUCCAGGUUCGAUUGUCGUUGCGAUUCCUGCUCGGUCCUCGGGUCGAGAUCGACUCUAUCAAGGUCCGGCUGAUCAGUGCUAGCAAUUCUGAGCAUUGGAUUGAGGGUUCCACCAAAUUUGUGAUCAAAUCUACGAGGACCACAAUCUUCAUUGACUCUGCGACAACACUGCAAGGGAAAUACAUCGUUGACCGCUUGGAGAUGAAAUCCGGUAACCUGGUCUUUGCAUAUCACAGUGGCAACCAAUCUGCACUCCCUGUUGGAUUCCGGGAAGCAGAUGAAGCAGAGGAGGCGGAUCAACGGCCGUACAUCUACUGCUAUCCUCCUCCAGAUGGCCUACAGGCUAAAGUAGUUUCGCCUCACUUGAUCAAUCUGGAAGCGAUGCGUACGCUAGAGCUGGAACUCAAGAGUGGACGAAAUAACAUCGAGUCCGGUACAGUUCGCAUUCGACCAGCAACUGCAGGUCUACGACUUCGAAGUACGGAGGUGGAGGUCGUGGAGGGCGAGCUAGAGGUGUCGGCGAACGGUGACUCUGGAGUCAUUGAGUUCGCUCACUUCCUGCCUAGGUCUUCUGUUCGACUGCGCAUUCCUUACACUGUCGAGGAGGCCUUUACUACGCUCUCUGCAAGAGCGGAAAUUGGGUAUUUGACCGAGCAGGGCAAAUUCGUCUUUUCAACAGCCCACGACAUUAUUGCGACGCUUCCCAUCUCAGUCAACGUGCAAGACGUGUUCAAGGAUGAAGUGCUAUUCUCGCGAUUCACGGUCAGCCCCGCUAUGCUAAUCCCAUUGCGUAUCACGAAUUGUAGCCUCCCGAGCUCCGAAUCCUUCAAGGUGCAGUCUAGCAUUACUGGGCCUGUUGCUCUCGCUGUCUUCCCUAAGCAGCCGGCUUCUCUCCUGUACAAGAUUCGGCCCUCGCCGACUCCCAGAUCAGCAUCACGCAGCCUUCGUCUACGAGUUGAUUUCACGUGCAUUGACGAUGAGUGCUUUGAUGCAAUUCAGAAGCUCUUCGUUGCCGCGGUGGAGUCUAGUCAGUUUGCCCAGUAUUCCACGCUUUUCACAUCGCACCUCAUUGGCAGGUUCCGUGAUCAGCUGUCCACCGCAAACCUGGAAGUCAUUGGACUAGUCAGAGAAGUCGAGACGCUCUCAUACCGAAGCGUACGGUGGGAGGGCCUGUUGGGAGCAUUAAAAGACCGUACUGAAGAGAUGCGCCAGUGGCUGACUGCGUGGCAUGAGAACAAUCCGGUUGUCCGGCUUCCCCAACAACCCACCAUCCCCACCCGCAGUAUUGUCAUCCCUGUGGAAAUUCCCGAGAUCCAAGUGGUGCAUACGGCUGAGUUGCAGCUCCACCCCAGCUCCGAAGCCAUGGGUACCGGUGCUUCUCACGCCGCCGUCGGCCAGAUGAUAUCCGCUGAGUUGACCCUGCACCACACGCGACGGUGGUGCUCUCCGGCAACCCAGGAGAAUUCCGGCCAGCCUCUAGAGUGUUCAUACGAGCUACACGCUAACCCGGAGCUGUGGCUCCUCGGUGGUCGCCGUCGGGGCAACUUCCUCGCGCGCGAAGGCGAAGCCACCCGUUUCACCGUUCUCCUACUUCCCCAGAAGCCGGGCCAUCUACUCUUGCCCGGGCUAGAGGUUCGCACCUUCGCCCCUUCAUCGUCUCAGCCACCCACGUCUCCCGUUGCGCCUGAUACUGCAAGCGGCGGCCCCGUGAUGCCCGCUCAACGCCGGUCUAUUCCGAGUGAGGUAGACUACCGCAAUCAUGGCGAGACCAUGUUGGUCCUACCGGACCUACGCAAGACGACGGUCAGCCUCAGCGCGUCAGGUAGUCCGGGCGGGCCCUGGCUGGUGGAUUCGGAGCGACGAGCAGAGGUGCAUUGA